Necator americanus (New World hookworm) is the source of this 1203-nucleotide messenger RNA. RefSeq lists its product as uncharacterized. The transcript is spliced from 8 exons. NCBI's taxonomy places the organism in Eukaryota, Metazoa, Nematoda, Chromadorea, Rhabditida, Ancylostomatidae. The record is from RefSeq and is a predicted model, not a curated record. Bases 1 to 1203 code for a protein of 400 amino acids.
AUGGCCUCAUCACGUGGACGAGAACGUCUGAAAGAACGUCAGGCGAAUGGACGUCAUUUCGUGUUCGGCUCGAGCACCCCAAGAGAUCUUAGUCAUAUGAAUAAGAUUCCAACCAAAUUCCGUAGCUAUGACGCAAAAGUGCGGAUCACUAGAGAAGGGCCGGGACUCAGAGAGUACAUGGAGAAGGCAAGAUCACUUACUAGGGAAGGCUCGACGGAUGCUAGACAUUGGGCGUUUGGUUCGUCGACACCGCGGGAUCUCGCUCACAUGACCGCAAUAUCCACAGCGCAGAGAGUCUACGAUGCAAAAUCACCGAAAAAAAGCACCACAUCACCGGAAUUCGUCACUCCCGUACAUAAACGAAGCACCACUGCCCCUCAACCAAUCCAAAGGCCAGCAGCACCAGCGACACCAUCGAAACGACUGGAUGAAGACGUUUCGUCGGAACCCGAUUUUGUUCAGGAUAGAGAAGAGUUCAUCGCAGAUCUGCGGAAGAAAAAAGCAGCAGCCGCAGCAGCAACAAAGAAGAAACAGGAACAAGAAAAGAAAAUGAAUGGGAAAGUGAACUCAACGGUUAAAAUCGAAAAGUCGAAAACAAACGAGAUGAGCAAAUCGGCUAAGAUGGACGAGCCUCCACAAUACACGCACGCAUCCGAACUCGCUUCGGAGGUACGUAGCACCGAGCGGGUUCCUCAUAAUCUCCAUGAGGAAGAAAGCGCUACUGCUCAAGAACACAUAGUGCGAGGCAUGAAAGAUCAGAUUGUCGUUUCGGAACUAACGGAAGCGACGCCGGACAAGGAGAUUGUGAUCGACAAGGAUGGAACAGAGAAACUUGAGAAGGUUGUCAAAACAAGGACAAAUGAGAUCCUCAAAAAGGUUGAAGAUGUCUCGGCGGACGUUGCAAAAGAUCUCAAAGAAUUUGCGAAAGACGUGAAGACAGCGACCGAAACUAACAUUGACACAACUGUAAAAGACGCACAAAAAACUGUAGAAAAAACUGUCGAUAACGUCCGUGAGGAAGUAGGAAAGAAGACCGCCGAAAUAACAUCGGGAGCCUCUGAUCUCGUAUCACGAAUAGGAUCCACUGUUACAAGUGCUUUAACUAAAGCCGAAGAUGUUGUGGAUAAGGCUCAAGAGGAGAUUCUUGGAAACACCGAAAAGCCCCGUGACACCGACGAGAAAACACUAACAAUUAGUGGUUAA